GAGGGAACAGGCGGAGCCGGGCGUGGGGGCGCUACAGAUUAAGAAGAAGAACGGUUUAGGGGGUUUCCAGUGGAAUUCAGCCGCUAACAGCAGAAGUUGAGACGCAGGAGCUGCAGCACAACACGUAACAAAGCGACCUGUUACCACCUAUGUGUGUGUGUGUUAUUUGUUUUUACCUCAGCUGUGACCCCAUCCGACCUGCUAUGACAAAAUGGUCAUAAUCCUGCGAUUGCAAGGGCUUGAUGUGAAGGCAGGUACUGAAGAUAUAAGGAAAUUCUUUAAAUGCCUUUUUAUACCUAACGGUGGCGUGUACAUAGUGGGAGGAAGUCUCAGAGAGGCUUUUAUCGCAUUUACCACCGAGCGAGAUGGCCAGCUUGCCAUGCAGCACUCUGGAGAUUUACUCAAAGGGUCUGAAGUGACUCUACACAUCAGCAGCAUGGCAGAGCUGGAGCUGAAGUUAAAGUUACAGAUGAAGAGGAAGAAGGAGGAAAGGUUACAGAUGAAGAGGAAGAAAGAGAAGUUGCAGAUGAAGACAAAGGACGUGAAGUUGCAGAUGAAAAGGAAGGAGGAGUUACAAAUGAAGAAUAAGAAGAAACCCUCCCCCACCAGUCAAGGUGUCAAGAGACCUCAACCAUCUCCAGAUGCAAAUCAGCCCUCUUUAAAUGCACUUGAUCAUAAUACUUUAAAUCCACCAUCCUCUACUGCUUGGUCGCUUGAUCCCCGUAUUGCAAAACUGCGACAGCCUUUGCAUCAAAAUAUUUCAACUCUAGAAACUUCAGCUGUGCACACACUUGAUCCCAAUACUGCCUUUCUUCUUGGGAUGUGCACUGUCCUUCAAGGGCUCCAGUCAUCCAAUCCAGGACAAAACGAUGAGGCUGACAGCACUCAUGAUGUGGGUGAUUUUGUAAGGAAACCGGAACUAAGUCUGGACUCAAGCCCCGGUUAUGUCAGGCUCUUUGGGUUGCCUGCCUCAGCUACAAAAGAGGACAUAUGCCAUUUUUUCUCAGGGUUGGAAGUACAGGAAGUUAUUGUGAAUGUGAAGUUGGGACUCAGCCAUGCCUGCCUUGUGAAGUUUGCAAACGUGGAGGAUGCAUGCAAUGCUCUUCAUUUCAACCAACAGUUCCUGGGGCCCAUCUGUGUGGAGGUACGUGGAGCAACUGAGAAGAUGUGGACCAGUGCGCUGCAGGAAUGUGAAAAUGGAUUUGAUGAUGGCAAGAGAGGGAAACUUCACCCAAUGCCCCAUAGGGAAACUGCAAACUCCAAACAAACUGCCCCUUCAUUACCACUGAGGAAGAGGCGGUCUGAUCAACUGUCGCCGAAUAAUCAGAUUAAAAAGCCAAGACCAUACAGUGACUCAUCAUCUAUCUUAUGUCCAAAAAUGGACUACAUUGUCAUGGCCUGUAACCUACCAACAAAGAUGACAAAGACUGAAAUAAAGGAAUUGUUUCAAUGUCCAAACAUUGCACACAAAAAUGUACUUCACCUGCUGGACAAGGAAGGCAACAGAACAGACACAGCUUUUCUUAUUUUUAACUGCAGUGAGGAUUACGAUUAUGCAAUAAAUCUCAAUGGGUGCCAUGUGGGUUCUGCCAUCAUUGAAGUAUUAUCAAUCACUAAGGGGAAGAUGAAGGACAUGAUGGCUAAAACCCAUCCCAGACGGGUCAUGCCAGACAUGAUGAAACCAAAUCAAAAGAAGAAAUCCGAUCCACUUGAGACACAAGAAAGACCAACCUUGCACUCAAAUACAGAUGCUCAGACGUGCCUGUUUGUUAGAAACCUGCCCUCAGAUGUAAAUGUGAGUCAAAUAAAAAACCUGUUCUGCAAGUACAAACUAAUGGAGGAUAAUAUCAGUUUAUUGCAUGACAGUGAUGGAAAUGGUAUUGGUGAGGCCUUAGUUCAGUUUAGGUCACAGAAGUUAGCAGCCCUGGCUCAAGGGCUCAGUGGUCAGGACUUCCUGGGGGCACAAGUCCUCCUAACCUGCAUUAGUGUAAAGCAGAUGAAUGACAUCUUGGCAAAAACUUUUUGGAAAAGAUGAACAUUGCCCUCACCUUAGCCAAAGACUGAUUGUGAGAUCUUAAUGUUCCUUUCAAGACAUUUUUCUUCCAGCUGUUAUUCUGCUCCAAUUAAUCAACCCAUUGACUCUGUAAACUUUUUUACCAAUCAAAUGUCUUAAUUUUGUUCUGUUAUACUGUUCUUUGUCAAUUUUAAAAUAAAAGUUGUUUGAACACUG
Molecule: messenger RNA, 2230 nt
Organism: Paralichthys olivaceus (Japanese flounder)
Lineage: Eukaryota; Metazoa; Chordata; Actinopteri; Pleuronectiformes; Paralichthyidae
Gene: rbm12ba
Product: RNA binding motif protein 12Ba
Cellular component (GO): ribonucleoprotein complex
Molecular function (GO): RNA binding
Source: RefSeq, a predicted model, not a curated record